GACACUAGGCCUAACCCGGUUACCUCGGUAACGCGCGAGAAUGACCCAGUGACCCGGAAGGAGUCCCUGCUGAUGGACAGGCGCAGCGGGGGAGGACGGGCUGAAGAUGGUGGCAUUAGCGGCUAGUUGGCAGCGUUUUGGUUUUUACUCCCUCUUGGCCGGCUAUUUCUUCCGCUGGUGUGCGGUGGCAGCCGAGAAGGUGGCGUCGGUGGAUGUUUUUCUUAUGGAUUCUCGAACGGGUUGGUCCGCAGAGUUCGGCUUCAAGUCGGGCAGCAGCUACCGGCUGCAGGGUACCGUGUUGGCGCUUGGCAGCGGGUCUGACAGCCCCAGCCAAGGUAACCAGGGUCUGCGCGCCUUUCCAAAACAUAACCAGGACAGCUUAGAAGGAAGCUUAAUAUUAGUUAUAGAUGAACAGUUCGACAUCCGGCCAGAUACUGGAGAGAAAUGGAUCGGUGUUGUGCCUGUUGAUGAAGACCAAGUUGAAGGUAAAGGGAACAACAAGCAGGAAUCAUUUGCUGCAGCUGUUGUUAGUAAGAUGAAAAGAGCACUUGUUCUGGGAGCGUCUGCCCUUUUGAUUCUAGUUUUAAAUCAGAAUGCCUUCACUGAGAUGGACAUUUCCCAAGUGCUUUCUAAACCAGUUGUCAUAAUGCAGAGCUCUGAAAAUGUAACCAAGCUUCUCGGAGCCCUGUUAAGUGGUCUUCGUGCAUCUGCUAAAAUAACUUUUAAAAGUAUAAUUCAAGACAAUCUGGGAGUAACAUUAACACUGUGGUCAACCUGUGGACGCUCACGAGGUGGGCUGUAUGGAGAAUGGCAAGGGGUGAUUUGUACAGGAGAGAACAGCUCACAAGUUCAGAAAUAUCUGCAGCAGUUGUGGAACACUAUCUUAUUAGUGGGUUUAAUCUUGUGUACUGGAGUCAUUGUGCAGGCUCAGUGGCAAUAUAGACACUAUGAACCAAGUACCGAAGAGAUGGAGAUGGGUUUGAAGCAACAAAUCCUGAAGCAAUUAUCAGCACUGAAGACUCGAAAGUAUUAUCCAAAUAAAAGAUGGAAAACGCAGUUGCAAGAACUUGAGAGCUGUGCUGUCUGUUUGGAAGAGUUCCAUAAAAAUCAGUGUCUUCGAGUGCUACCAUGUCUACACGAGUUUCACAGGGAUUGCGUUGAUCCCUGGCUCCUACUUCAACAGACGUGCCCCCUGUGUAAACGGCAUGUCCUAGGUGAUCCAUGUGAGAACAGCUGAAUUUAUUCUUUCUCAUGAACAGAAAACGGGAGACUUCUGCAGCUUGAUUUUAUGUACACCUUGAGACUUUUUAUAUUGCACUUUAUUCGUUACAUUCUGAACGACCAGUUCAAUUUGUGGUAAUCAAGUGAACAUUGAACUUUAACAACCCUGAUGAGAUAAAUCUUGUUAUUGUGUUGGAAUGUUGAUCUGUUGACUCCCUCAAAUAAGUUGUGAAGCAUACUACAUAUAGAUGCAACAUUCAUUUGUUUCUGGAAUACUCAUGAGUAAUGAGAUAAUUAGAUGGACUAUUCAAGUUGAUGAUUAAACCAUUGAAGGUUAACCAUAUUCCUUAUAUAGAUGCUGAAAUAACAAAGCUUUACCCCCUUUUAUUUAUUGAUUAUAUUUAUUCUCCUGAAAUGUUAGACAUACCUCUUGUGAAAAUGCUGACAGUUAUUUAGUCUUCAUUUACACUUCAACAUGUAAGUCAGAGCCUCACAGUUGAACUGCACGUGGGCAUUAAAACCUUUUCAAGGUUUUGGCAACUUGUACCAUGCUUUGAGCUAGUUCAUGGUUUAGCUGUUGUGUAUUCCAAACAGUUGAGUCUAAAUUAACCAAUUUAUUAUCUCUACGUGUGUAUUGCCAUUUAGGUUCUUAUGAAAAUAGCCACAGAUUAUGGAAAAGCUUAUAAAUCUUAGCAACCUUGGAAAUGUUUACCACCUAAUCAGAAAAACCAUUUUGUAUCUGAUCUUCCUCACUCACACUUGUAUAGCACUUUUGAGCACCUGAUAAUGUUCCAUCAAUGAGUUUCUACAUUACUUUUAUGAGAGAUGGCUGCAUCACUGUUGGCAAACACAAGCAAUAGUCUCACUGUAGUUUUUUAGCAAUUAAUGAUGUGAUUUUUGAGGUUUUGAAACAAUCUGAAUUUCCUUAAAUGUUUCCCAGGAAGGUUUAAAAUUUCAUUAUUUGGUGCAUAUGCUUUGUCUAGAAGAUCUUAAUGAUCCAAUAAUCAAAGUCUGCAUUUUGCAUUGUAAAAUAUCCUUGCAUUGUGAAGAGAGUCUUUGAACAAGGUGACUAUAACAACAAAAUAUUAGAACCAUUUUUUCUUAUUCCAUAAAAAAUACUUGAAUUUCGAAAUGGCCCAAUGCCUUGGAGUUCUCUCUCCCAGUGUGUUGCAAAUUGUUGUUUAUGCCUUUCAUUUCCUUAAUUCUAUCAAUACGCAUCUUUUGACUCUCCAAGUUUUCAAUAUUUUGAACAGGUAAUGUAUAUCAGACCACUAUGAAUACUGUGCAUUUUGGGUAGCUCUAAACAUACAGUCUUGCACAGAAGACCAGAGGAGAUUAUCUAGAAUAAUUCAUAAACUUCACACUCUAGCAUAGAGCGAUUUAAAUUGUUUACAUGAUUUUUAAUGAAACAGAGCCUUGAAAGAUUAUGGUUCAAGUAUUUAAAAUGAUUUUGCUAUCCACAAAAGACCAGUAAAAGCCUAACAAAAGCAUUAAUAAUUUGAAGUUUUCUUGAUAAUUCUAUAAAAUUAAAAGGAUAAGAUAAAUGCAAAUGAUGAAGCUAUUUACUCUCAUGCCUAUUGAGUAUCCUUUUCUUGAAAACAUUUUAUUUCUUCCUUUUUAAAAAAAACUGAUCCUGUUUACUUUUAGAUUAAGUCAUAAUAGAACAUUACAGUGCAGUACUGGUGUCUACAGCCAACAGAAUUUGACUUUCUAACUUUCCGCAUGUAAGUAAAUUUAGUUGCUGGGAUAGUCUGGAGUCUUAGCCUGUGGUUCUAUUAUGCAAAUCAGCAGUCUCAACAUUUCAUUAUUUAUCCUUUUAAAGCAUUUCAUACUUUAAUAAGCCUUUUUGGAUUUUCAUUGAGCUUUGUUCUAAUUAAAAAUCUAUUUAUUUCUUAACUUUCUUCAUAGCUGUUUUAUUUGUUUUUGGUAUUGUUCUAGAGUGUUUGCUGCAGCCUUUUUCACGUUGCUGAUAUUCCUUCAAUAACCGAUGCCAACGAUACACGUUAUUUCCAAGUUUAAUCCAAAAUUAGGUUUUUCUCCUUGCAGUUACAUUCAUUUGGCAUUAUAUAUAAAAACUACCAGUUGCAGUUCCACUUUUAAUAACCUAUGGAUGUGCAUCUAUACCCUUAAUGAUUGUAUAAACCCCUGUAUAAGGUCACCCCUGCUAUGUUCCAGUGAGAAAAAUGCAAGCCCAUCCAUCCUCUCCUUAUGAGUCAAACCCUCCAUCCUUGGCAACAUCCUGGUAAAUCUCUUCUGAACCCUCUCAAUAUAGUCAAUCUGAAAAUGACCAGGUUUUCAAUGUAUGUGGAAAUACUAGUAUUUUCUAUAUGGAUUAGUGACUAAACCUUCUGGUGGAUCAGUGAUACACAACCUAUUUUUGAGUAGUUGCUUGGAAUGUAUUGUAUUAAAUAAUUAAGAAUAAGUUCAUUUCCCUGAAAAAUAAAGCCCAGUUAACUAGGUCCAGAGAACAGAAGUGCAGCAUUGGUUCUAGGCUUUUAGGUUUGUCAGCUAGGCUCUUCCCUCCCCCAUUUCUGAUGAAUGGUCUAGGCCCAAAAUGUCAGCUUUCCUGCUCCUAAGAUGCUGCUUGGCUUGCUGUGUUCAUCCAGCUCUACACCUUGUUAUCUCGGAUUCUCCAGCAUCAGCAGUUCCUAAUAUCUCCUCUUCCUUCCUGUUGGGGCACGAGCAUAAAAAAUUAACUGGAGUCAAGUAGGAAUAAUACUCGACCUUAUUUUCUGACCUACCCCUCCAGUCAUCAUUAAUGAAUAAGGCUGACUGAAUUGUCAGUUGUAGUGUCUAGUUUGGUUCAUUAUUUAGUCUUUUCUAGUCUUACUGAGCUUGUUAUUAUGGACGUAACUCAGCCUCAAAGAUAGCUCAGUUAUCCCUUCCAACCUCCAGGUAAAAUAACUAGUCAUUAGAUAACUAAUAAAAUGCAAUAUGUAUUAGUGUAUUAUAUAUUUAUUUAUUAGAAUAUCUUCCAAUAUAAAUGCCACAACUUGAAUUUUUAAAUGGUUAUUUUAUUCUUUAUUCUGGUUAACCACAACAUUGUAUAUAAUUUAAUUUAUUUUGCAAUACAUUAUGAUUAAUUAUGUUUCUUAUGUAAACUUUAGACAAGGGCUUUAAGUGAAUCAAGAAAUAGACACCAUUUUCCUUGCUACCAUUUGCUUCAAUAGUGAGUUUACAAAAUGUGACUGGCAUAAUAGUUAUUUUGUAAAUUUAUCUAUUGAGAAAAACGUUUUUGAAAAAUAAAAUUUCAUUUUGAAAAGUACAAAUGCCACGUUAUAACUUUGGAGAGGGGGAAAAUAUGCUGGAACAAAGAGGGAUUUUUGUGGUUAACUAUUGCAAAAUCUUUCUGAAACAUAAGUUAAUGUAGUUGAAUGGAAUUCAUAGUGUUUAAUAGUGAUAUUUUAUUUGUAGCACAUAUUUCAAUAGUCAUAAAUAAAAGCCUGUGCCUGAUUAAAA
Messenger RNA from Stegostoma tigrinum, 4680 nucleotides. It is a transcript of the gene rnf215, whose product is annotated as ring finger protein 215. Gene Ontology annotation, biological process: ubiquitin-dependent protein catabolic process; Wnt receptor catabolic process; negative regulation of canonical Wnt signaling pathway. NCBI's taxonomy places the organism in Eukaryota, Metazoa, Chordata, Chondrichthyes, Orectolobiformes, Stegostomatidae. Gene Ontology annotation, molecular function: ubiquitin protein ligase activity; frizzled binding. Bases 107 to 1237 code for a protein of 376 amino acids. The record is from RefSeq and is a predicted model, not a curated record. The transcript has 10 exons.